AUGGUCCCUACUGUUAGCGUAGCUUCAGCAUACGGCGCGCGCCAUGUAGAGAAGAUCGAUCCUCCAGCGGCAGAAGCCGCCCUGCCAACAGCUCCCGAUGCCAUCGCGGUCCAGGAAGCUCUGGCCACCGCCCCAAACACGAGCAGCUCAGCUUUCGACCGUCUGCUGCUCCACUUCUGCCGCUGCAUCAACACGCGUAGCGGCACUGACACGACCUUAUUCUUCAUCAGCAACUGCCUCCGCAUAACAUGCGACUCCCUGGAUGCGUUUUCCUCUCCGGAGCCGACCUUCGGCGCUACCCAGAGGCUCUUUCGCAUGCUACGCGUCCGCUUCCCACUCUGCUCGGCUGCUCGACUCUCGUUUCUGGCCACUCUAGCUCGUCGGGUGGCGGGCGUCAUCAAACUCGUUGUGCCCAUGAUUGGUAAUUGGCGUACCAUGAACCGCAUGCUGGGUUUGCUGGGCGUGUAUGUUGACGCCAAGGACGUCAUCUUUCGUAUUCGUACUCAGCUCAGCAACCUCGAUCCCCCGGGUCGAUUCAUGCUCGGCCUCGAGACGAUUCAGCUCUUCAUCGCUGCGGUUUACCAUGUGUCGGAUGCAGCCCCGUGGCUGAGCAAGAAGAAGAUAAUCAGUCUGUCUCCAAAAGCGUGCAGCCGGUUAGAUAAGAUCAACGCGCUGUGCUGGCUGGCUGAAGUGUACAUCGACUUGGUGUACCUGCUCAUGCAGAGAGCACAGCGAGCGCCGUGCGUGGAUAAGAAAGCACAGCAAGACUGGGAGGGGAAGUGGAAAAUCAAGUUCCUCAAGCAGCUCUCAUGGGCUCCGGUCACGGUCCAUGGUGCAAUGGCCCAAGGGAUCAUGCCCGAGUUUGCUUCGCUACUGCUUGCUGCAUACCCGGCUUCUGCCUCAAUGAGGAUGUUAUGGAACGAGACUGCAUGA
Messenger RNA from Clonostachys rhizophaga, 933 nucleotides. The record is from the annotation of a GenBank genome assembly. NCBI's taxonomy places the organism in Eukaryota, Fungi, Ascomycota, Sordariomycetes, Hypocreales, Bionectriaceae.